Messenger RNA from Cucumis melo (muskmelon), 1786 nucleotides. RefSeq names its product WRKY transcription factor 68-like. Gene Ontology annotation, biological process: regulation of DNA-templated transcription. The transcript has 4 exons. The record is from RefSeq and is a predicted model, not a curated record. Gene Ontology annotation, molecular function: sequence-specific DNA binding; DNA-binding transcription factor activity. Lineage: Eukaryota; Viridiplantae; Streptophyta; Magnoliopsida; Cucurbitales; Cucurbitaceae. Bases 260 to 1105 code for a protein of 281 amino acids.
GGAAAUUGGAAAGUAAUUGAAGUUUCACCGACUCUGUCAAAUCCGUACGAACCGAUGACCUACAAAUUCCCAAUCCUUUCUUCUUCUUUCCGUUCUUUACUUUCUUCUUCUUCUUCUUCUUCUUCUUCAACAAUCUUCACACACACAACUUUAUUAUAAACUCAAACAAACCCUAUGUCCCUCUCUCUCUAACACUUGAAAAGAAAAGGUCCAAUUUUGAUCAACAAGCCCCACAAGCAGAGGCAGAGCAUAUCCCCCCAUGGAGGACUACAACAACAACAACAUUAAUGACCAACAACAGAUUAUAAAGAUGGAAGAUACUAGCACUAUCACCGAUGGCGGCGGCGGAGGCGACGGUGGUGGUGGGGUUUUCUCAUUUUCCGAUAACAUAAUACCAAAUGGAUUGUUUGAUUUUUGUGAUGGUGAUAAAUGCUCUGUUGGCUUUAUGGAGUUGCUUGGUCUUAAUUACAAUUCGGAAUUUACUGAGGCUUUUAAUAAUCCUCCGGCCACCCCCAAUUGUUCUUCCUCCGUCUCCUCCGCCUCUAGCGACGCUCCUAACGACGACGAACCACCACAACAACAACAACAACACAACCCCACCAAACAAGUAGUGAUAAUUAAAUUUGUGAAUAGAUUGAAAGGGAUAAAAAAGAAGAAGGAGAAGGAGAAGGAGAAGAAAGCAAGAUUUGCAUUCAUGACAAAGAGUGAAGUUGAUCAUCUAGAAGAUGGUUAUCGAUGGAGAAAGUACGGCCAAAAAGCUGUCAAAAACAGCCCUUUUCCUAGGAGUUAUUACCGUUGCACGAGUGCGGCUUGUAAUGUAAAGAAGAGAGUUGAACGAUCUUUUGCUGAUCCAACUGUUGUGGUAACCACCUAUGAAGGCCAACACACUCACCCAAGCCCUAUCCUUACCCGGUCCGCCCUAGCCGUCGCCAUUCCAACUCCCCCUUUCACGCCUGGGCCGGGCGGAGAGUGUGUUGGCGGUGUUGUAGCCAUGCCAUGGCUCAAACCUACCAACAAUGAUGCUCAUGGUUCGAUGGUGACAUUCUUCCAGCAAUGUCUCAUCAAUACUUUCAAAACUCGACCUACUUCACUGCCCAGAAUUUAGCCGCCAACCACAACCGAAACAACCACAUCGGAGCAGCAAACGCAGCCGGAAUCCUCCAGGAGAAACGGUUUUGCAACCCAAAUUCUAGUUUCCUUGUAGACCAUGGCCUGCUUCAAGAUGUUGUUCCUCCCCACAUGCUGAAACAGGAGUAAAAAUAUACUAUAUAUUAUCAUAUAUAUAUAUAUAUAUUACAUUAUAUAGAUAUAUAGAUAUAUAAAUAUAUAUAUUAGUUUAAGUUGGAAAAAAGACUAAAAUGGUGUUUUUUUGUUUGAAUUUUAGCCUAGAGAACUGACUUGUGUUGUUCAUAGAAGAUGUUAGAGGGAACAAACAAAAAUUAUGAAAUUGAAAUUUGUUGCUGACAAAGUUUAAUUUGGUGAUCUUCUCUCUCUUGAGGAAAAAAAGAUGGAUUUUUCGAAUGUUGAAAUUUUGGUUACAAGUUCCAUGGAUCUUCUAACUUAAUUGUAUGACCUUUUUUUUUUCUUUUAAGUUUAUGAGGUGAGAAAGAGAAAGAUUGAGAAGAUCAUGUGACAGAAGAAAGAGAAGGAGGGUUCUGUGGUUCUAUUAAAUGAUGUUUCUGUCCACUCUCUUUUGCCCCCAUAUCUUUGUUUUUUUUUCCAAAGCACAAGCAGAGAAUAUUGUGAUUUAUUCUUGACAAAUAUAGUGUUAAAGGUUGAGUUUUUA